AUGAAGGGGACACUUCUUCUGCUGGCCUUGCUGGUGACUGGAGAGCUGGGCUUCCAGACAACAGAAGCAUGCACUCCUUUCUUCAGGGUCUAUUUUUCAAUACUCUUUGCAAGUAAGAACAUGAUGAAGUCCCGACUUUCAUUGUUUGAUGCUUCUACUGAGGAAUUGGAGGCCUUUGAAAAACUCCAGGGCUGCUACGAAGCGGGAGGUGUUUACAAAAUUCAUCUCAAUCCUCAAAUUCUGGAAUCCAUGCUCCUCAGCCCAGAAUGCCUGAAAUACCAUGGCAGUGAUAUGGUCUAG
This is a messenger RNA of Apodemus sylvaticus (European woodmouse), 300 nucleotides long. RefSeq names its product secretoglobin family 2B member 20-like. The record is from RefSeq and is a predicted model, not a curated record. The transcript is spliced from 3 exons. Bases 1 to 300 code for a protein of 99 amino acids. Lineage: Eukaryota; Metazoa; Chordata; Mammalia; Rodentia; Muridae.